Molecule: messenger RNA, 1537 nt
Organism: Lipotes vexillifer (Yangtze River dolphin)
Lineage: Eukaryota; Metazoa; Chordata; Mammalia; Artiodactyla; Lipotidae
Gene: CHKA
Product: choline kinase alpha
Exons: 11
Coding region: 71-1369 (432 amino acids)
Biological process (GO): CDP-choline pathway; phosphatidylethanolamine biosynthetic process
Cellular component (GO): cytoplasm
Molecular function (GO): ethanolamine kinase activity; choline kinase activity
Source: RefSeq, a predicted model, not a curated record
GUCCCGCCGGAUCCUGAGCCUCACGCUCUCGCGUUGCGGCCGACCGCGCCUCCUCGGCCGUCUGCCCGGCAUGAAGACCAAGUUCUGCAACGGGAGCGAGGCGGAGCCCUCGCCGCUCGGGCUGCUGCUGAGCUGCGGCAGCGGCAGCGCGGCCCCGGCGCCCGGCGUGGGGCAGCAGCGCGACGCCGCCAGUGACCUCGAGCCCAAGCAGCUGGGCGGGCGGCAGCCGCAGCUCGCGCUGCCCCCGCCGCCGCCGCCGCUGCCGCUGCCCCCGCCGCCGCCGGCCGACGAUCAGCCCGAGCCCAGGACGCGGCGCAGGGCCUAUCUGUGGUGCAAGGAGUUCCUGUCUGGCGCCUGGCGGGGCCUUCGCGAGGACCAGUUCCACAUCAGUGUCAUCAGAGGUGGCCUCAGUAACAUGCUGUUCCAGUGCUCCUUACCCGACACUCUGGCCACCAUUGGUGACGAGCCUCGGAAGGUGCUCCUGCGGCUGUAUGGUGCAAUUCUAAAGAUGGGCGCCGAGGCCAUGGUUCUGGAGAGCGUUAUGUUUGCCAUCCUCGCAGAGAGGUCGCUGGGGCCAAAGCUCUUUGGCAUCUUCCCCCAAGGCCGCCUGGAGCAGUUUAUCCCGAGCCGGCGAUUAGACACUGAAGAAUUAAGUUUGCCAGAUAUUUCUGCAGAAAUAGCUGAGAAAAUGGCCAGAUUUCAUGGUAUGAAAAUGCCAUUCAAUAAGGAACCAAAAUGGCUUUUUGGAACAAUGGAAAAAUACCUGAAUCAAGUGCUGAGAAUUAAAUUUACUGGGGAAUCCAAAGUUAAGCAGCUCCACAAAUUCGUCAGUUACAACCUGCCUUUGGAACUAGAAAACCUGAGAUCAUUACUUGAAUCCACUCCAUCUCCAGUCGUGUUUUGUCACAAUGACUGUCAGGAAGGUAAUAUCUUAUUGCUGGAAGGCAGGGAGAAUUCUGAAAACCAGAAACUGAUGCUCAUCGACUUUGAAUACAGCAGUUACAACUACAGGGGAUUCGACAUUGGGAAUCAUUUCUGUGAAUGGAUGUAUGAUUAUAAUUACGAAAAGUACCCCUUUUUCAGAGCAAACCUCCUGAAGUACCCCACCAGGAAGCAGCAGCUCCAUUUCAUUUCCAAUUACUUGGCUGCAUUCCAAAAUGAAUUUGAAAACCUCAGUAAUGAAGAAAAGUCCGUUAUAGAAGAAGAAAUGUUGCUUGAAGUCAAUAGGUUUGCCCUUGCGUCCCAUUUCUUCUGGGGACUUUGGUCCAUCGUACAGGCCAAGAUUUCAUCCAUUGAAUUUGGGUACAUGGAGUAUGCCCAGGCCAGGUUCGAUGCCUAUUUCGACCAGAAGAGGAAGCUUGGGGUGUGACUGGGGAGGCCAGCCUGCGCUGCAUCCCUGGACUGCGCGGGGGCGGCCGAGCCCGAGGGUCCCUCUGUGCUCCGACUACUGUACCUGCAGCAAGAAGGCUCGGACGUCUCGCUGCCGAACACAGAUGUGUAUGAUACGAAAGACUGUAUUAAAAUUGAGGAACAUUUA